AUGGCUGAAAUGCUUGAUAAAAUCAAAUCCACUUUACAAGACGGAAAGACCCAAAUUACCAAAGUAGUUACGGAUGUUAAUAAUGAAAUAACAAAGACCGCGCAGAAUAAUAACAUAAAUUCUCCUUUACCGGCCGAUUUUGCUUCUGAAGUCGCAAAAGCUGCCAAUAUCUUGAAUUGUUUUACUGACCCCGAAAAAAGUGAAGGAGGUCUAGAACAGGUAAUUCCCAAGGAAGUUUUUAAUAAAGCCAUGGGUUUGGCUGUCUUCACCGUGGUUAAAGCUGGUUUCGUGUGGUCUGGACGCGUCGGAUCUGGUUUGGUUGUUGCCAAACUCGAUGAUGGAUCUUGGUCUCGUCCAUCCUGCAUUAGUAUUGGUGGAGUGGGUUUUGGUCCACAAUUUGGUGCUGAUGUUACCGACUUUUUAAUCAUUCUCAACACAAAAGAAGCUGUUAAGGCAUUCUCCCAUGGUGAAAAUGUAACUUUAGGAGGAAGUUUAUCUAUAACCGCUGGUCCUCUUGGUUACGGAGGUGAAGUUGCUGGUUCUGUCUAUGAUGGCGCCGCCCUCUUUUCUUAUAGCAAGUCUAAGGGUCUUUUCGCUGGCACCAUCAUCUUUGAACGCAAGGAUGCGAACCAUAAAUUUUAUGAAAAAGAUAUAUCAGCUGAAGAACUUUUAAGCACAAAAGCUGUAAUGUAUCCACCUGCCACCCACGUGUUGUAUGAAGCCAUUAGAAAAGCUGAAGAAAGACAACCAAAGAAUUAA
Messenger RNA from Dentiscutata heterogama, 759 nucleotides. The record is from the annotation of a GenBank genome assembly. NCBI's taxonomy places the organism in Eukaryota, Fungi, Glomeromycota, Glomeromycetes, Diversisporales, Gigasporaceae.